CUUUGAUCUGGCUGCAUCGAGAGGCCCUGCUGGUUCGUGAUUCUUUUUUUUCUAUUUCGCGGUUGAUGUUGAGCUCAUUUUUGAAUAGAAGAGGACGAUAUCGAUAGAAGGUACGGAAGUGAGCAUCUACAUUAACAUUAAACAUGUGAAAAGAGUACUACUCGUUCGCAAUUUUUCGACCCGUGCCCGUUUUCCAAAUUAAAAAUACAGAGAGGCAAAAAGAACCAUAGCCCGUCCGGGACUGAUAAAUCAUCAAGAUGGCUCCAUUCAGUAUCAACUCGAGGAAGCUCCUCUGGUGGUGGUUUUCUUUCGGCCCCGCGGUUUUUCUCUACAACUUCGAUCCGCAGCUGACCUUUUUCGCCACCGUUUGCGCGGCCAAUGUGCAGUGUCACUGCGACCACCACGCUUCUGCCUGCACGUGCGGGUCGGAGGAGCUGCGCAGGACACCCAGUGGGUAUUUGGUGCCAGUAGAAAUUUUGGUAGGUGGAAAAGCUGCGGGUGUAACAAAUGGAAAUGCUGUGCAGCUGAACCCGUCAGGGGACCACAGUGCAACUACCGUUCUUGUUCCCGCCCUGGCGACGGCGAUUUUUUCAUCAAACAACAAGAAUGAUUACGGCGCGCAGCUGCUAGCGGCACCAUCGAGUACAACUUCAAGCUCGCAAACAACCACUUCUGCGACUGUAGCUACAACACCUGUGAAGAAAACAAGUCUACCCUCGUCACCACCGCCACAAGAACCAUCUUCACCGCCUGCGCCACCGCCGCCCGCGGCGGCGCCGACGCCAAGCCCACCAAGCUACGGGCCGCCUCCUUUCGUCGCCAAUUUUCUAAAAAAAUUCGGAAUUCCCUUCGGCAAGCCAAGUGGUGGUGGUGGUGAUCCCGCUGGUGAGGCGAAAGCUGAAGCUGCCGGAAACGCCAAGAACUCGGAAAAAUCUUCCGUAUCGUCUGCGAGCAGUGGCUUUGCCGGGAUGAUUCCGGGCGGGGGCGGCGGACCGCCGGCGUUUAUUGCGGACAAACUGAAGGCCUUCGGCAUUCCGGUGGGAAAACCGGAUGGAAAACAGGCUAGCAGCCCCGGGUCGCCUGCUUCAGGGAUACCGUCUUUUGAGUCCAGUUUCGCAGGAGGACCCCCCUCUUCGCCGGGCGGUGGUGCGUCGGGCGGUGGCCCGCCGCCUUUCAUCGCGGACAAGCUGAAGCAGUUUGGUAUUCCAGUCGGCAAGCCGGACGGCAAACAACUACAACCGGGUGGAAUCGAAGAUGAUAAAAAGACCGCCGGUGCAGCAGCAUCUUCGCCCUUUGCCGCCGCUGGCGGCGGAGCAGGAGGUCCCCCACCGUUCGUGGCAGAUAAGUUGAAGCAGUUCGGUAUUCCGGUGGGAAAGCCUGAAGGGAAACCUGCUGGGGAUGAAGCUGCAACUACUCCUUGUCCUGCUGGGGCACCUUCUUCAACAUCAGAAGAUGCGCAUGCAACUCCUUCUAGCACCAGCAGUGGCCCCCCGCCAUUCGUCGCAGACAAACUGAAGCAGUUUGGAGUUCCGUUGGGGAAGGAUGAUAAAUCUGAGAACAAGAAACUUGCAACUCCAGCAGGGGCGGGUACGUCAACACUACCGGAACAGCCCAAGGCGAAAGCACAAGCAGCACCACCAGCAGCUUCGCAUGAAGGAAAUUCUGCUUCACCCGCGGUUGGUGCUCCAGCGCCGAAGGAAAAUCCGACGAAGAAAGCAGCUUCCCAUUCUGCUGGUGCACCAGGACCACCAGCUACAGCCGCUGCAAGCGCCAGCAGUCCGAAGCCCAUCGUGCAGGCCGGCACGGUUGUACCCUUGCAGCGCAUCCUUGUUGAGAAAAAAGCACAGCGAAAGAGUGCUACAGAUUUGUUGUUCAAUCCCGCCACGACUACGGCAACUACGCCACAGUUCCGCCUGCUCAAUCUGGCCACGCUGCUCGCCCAAGACUUCCGGCCGAUGGAGCUGCUGCAAAAUGUCGCGUAUCCUGCGCAAAACAAGUAUCGUAUAGUAGUACUUCAACAUCUAGUAGAAUAAAUCACUAUUUCCUCUUCAGCAUGAGAAAUGCAAUUCAGUUGUGUAUAUGGUAUGAGCAGUGCGAUACAACUUUUGCGAAUGCAUAUCGCGGACGCGCAGUACAUCGGCACGAUCGAGGUGGGAACGCCCAGCGAAAAGGUGAAUGUCGUAUUUGACACGGGGAGCAGCGAUUUCUGGCUGCAGCUGGACAAGAAGUCCUCGACGCUGCAGCAAAUCGCGACGACGCUAUGAACUGUAAAAGUAUCGUACUAGUACAACAAAUCACAUGGCAAAUUUCCUGAGCAAGACAAAUAAAAUUUGUAAUGCGGAUUUAACUUGUAGUGCAUGAAUGCGAUUAGUACGAGUACGAUACUUUUGCACAGGAUAGACGCCGACCGUGAUCAACUACGGCAAGGGGAGCGUGAUGGGUUACGAGUCCAAGGAUCGCAUUCGCAUCGCGGGCGUGGUAAUCCCGGACCAGGAAUUUGUAGUGGUCGACCAAACGCAAGAUUUGAACAACGCCCUCUUUCAUGGCGUGAUCGGCCUGGCGUUCGAGGGCUUGUCGGUCAACAAACAGCCGGAGCAGACAUUCCUGGCACACAUGCUUCGCGGUGGGGUGGACGGGUAUGUAGUAGGGACGGGUUGUUGAUGCUUUUCUGUACAUGAUUUUUACGAUAUUUGUACUGCAAGAGCAAAAGGAGGGAAAGUCCACGACUCUACGCUGAAUUUGCAAUAUGACCCGCCAGUUUAGCUACUUUAAGAGCGUCAGACCGUUGCUCGUCACGUUUUGCGACGAAUGCGGCGAAAAAGCUAGCGGUAAGAAAUAACCCGACCAAUGAAGAAGAUUUUUACAUCGAUUAAACAGUUUCUGUGUGUACCUGACGGGGGAAUACAGCGGUGAGGAUUCCAAGGUCGCCUUUGGUACGACGAUCCCCGACUCGUGGCCUUACGACCGGAGCAGCCUGGCCUUCGUAUGGCGUUCUCAACUGUUACAUUCCCAACUGUUGCAUGAAUCUGUGAUGCAAGAAGGGCAAAACUGAAAGCAAAGGGGGAAGAUUGCGCCUUUUGCAUGACAGAUUUGAUGGCACAGAUUCAGAGCCUGUUUGGGCCUUGCAGAAUUUGUCAUGCGCAGCGGCUUGAAGAUCGCGUCGAAUCUGAUUGGAGUUUUGCAUGACAAAUCAUGUAGUAACAGCUGAGGAUGUAACGUUUGAGAGCGCCAUACUUCGCCCCCGUAGCCUACGACGCGAAGCUGUGGUGGGCGUUUCCCGGCAGCCUGGCCGUCGGCGGGGCGACCUUUGAAUCCAACUUUGUGCUGGACACGGGCACCAGCUUUAUCGCCAUGCCGCGGUCGCUAUCAAUUGCAAAUAUGUCUGGGUCUGGAGAUUUGUGAUGCUAAAAUAAAUGUGCAUGAUGAAAAAAAAUCCUCAUGCAGGAAAGCAUGACAAGUUGUCUGCACAACGCUUUAUCAUACGAACUCCGCACGAGAAGCUGCGUUUUUGUAUGACGUGACAGGCUGCCGCUUAUUUUGUUGGUCAUGCAAUACAGAUUUCACAGGAAUGCAAGACCAGCAUUACAAGUUCCAACUUUCCAGACCCAGACAUAUUUGCAAUUGAUAGUCGCUGUUCGUGGUGUUUCUCAUGGGGUUGCUAGGUCCCGCCGCGUUUUCAGAUUGCGCCUUGGCGCUGCCGCAGCAGCUCUGGAUGUGCCCCUGUCAAACCGCGGCGACAGCGUAUUAGCAAUAAUAUCAGUUUGAUGUUCGACUUCGAUAGAGCUUUUUGCCAACCCGAACGCAGCAGCUUCAGCUUCUACAGCUGCACCUGAAAUAGGAGCACCUUAUUCCACCUUAACAAUUUCUCUUUCGCAGACCACCGUUAGCAGAAGGCAGCGAGUGGAAAGCGGAGACACAACAUGAUCAAGAUGAACUUCAACUCUUCAACAAACCUAAAAAACAAAACAGCAACACCGUGACCGUAGAGAUGAACGGGCAAUCGUAUCCGAUCAGUCCGGCGGAGCUCUUCCAGCCGACCGGACUCCCCUCGCCGGAGAGCAGCCGGGCCACGGGGGAAGCCGACACCCUGUGCCUGCUCGAGGUCAUAUCAAAUGUAAAAGUGUCUGGGUCUGGAAGAAUGCAACUUGUCAUGCUAAAUCUAAAGCAUGCAAAAAUCUGUGCUGCAUGAUUACCAAAAGUCGUCCAGUUUUGACCAAGUCGGGAGGGAGUUUCUCAUGCAGGAUAGGCAUGAGAGAGAUCGCGCAGAAUCUGUCAUGCUAGGUCCUGCAUUCCAGACCUCAUGGGUCAUGGAAAAGCUGCGUGACAAAUCGCGCACUCUUCCAGACCCAGGCACUUUUGCAUUUGAUAGGUCAUGCCGACAAACGAGAACAUGCCGUUUCUCUUGGGGGACACCUUCCUCCGUCGCGUCGUCGCGGUGUUUGACGCAAAGAAUCAAAGAGUAAUUUUUUAUGUAUGAUACUAGAGUUGUACGCCUUACCUUUUUCUCUUUCUGUAUGAUUAAUCUUUGAAGUUGUGGAUGUUCUUGUAACAGCAACUCUAGCUCUAGUUUUAGCUGCUGCUGUUCUCUUGGACGAUUCUCCUCGACCGAAGAUCACAUAACGACUAUGAAAUUUGUCAGGUCGGCCUGGCUCGCCGCGCUUCGAGCAAAAAGGCUCCUGCCGAUUCGGCUGCUGUUGAGACGGGAGAAGCUUUCAAAACGACCCGUGAAACUACGACAAGCGAAACAAGAACCAAUGAAAUCGAAGCGGGUCCUGCGGGCUCGUCAAAAACACAACUUAGGUUGAUUCAAGAUGACCACGACAGCACUCCAUCUGUGGAGGUCGUCGUGACAGGAACGGACAGGAGGCAGAUAAAAGCCGCUAGUAGUGGUGCCUCCUCUUCUUCAGAUUCAAGAAUAGUAACCGCGACACGACAACAACACGGGCAACCCGUGGCACAACAAAGAAGUGCUCAGCACGUUCAACUGUUUUCGUUCACCGUGACAGCGUUUGCCUGUAUGGCCAUGCUGCUGUCCGUUUUGCUUUUGUUACGGGCUGGCAGACACGAAGACGACGAUAUCGCGCACAACUACUUCUUCGGGAACAACGCAAGAGGAGAUGGCGGCGUGGAGCGACCCUACGUGCAAAUGCAAGACUAGGUCGAGAACGUGUUGGAGGAUGAGCACCAACCGGAUUUCUGCUCCUUUGGACAAAAUUUUCGAAGUGAUAUGCUAAAUUUUGCAACAACUUCGCUAAGAAUUACGAUAGCAAGAAUCGCCGCGCAAAAGCAGCGAUGAGACAUGGGUCAGCUAAUGACUAGCAUGUACUAGCGUCAUCUCGUUCUUCGUCAUAAAUAAAAUAUAUCAAGCACACACUAAUAAAUAUUGUAAAACGAUGCUGAAGCAGCUAACGCCUCCGUCC
This is a messenger RNA of Amoebophrya sp. A120, 5420 nucleotides long. Lineage: Eukaryota; Dinophyceae; Syndiniales; Amoebophryaceae. The record is from the annotation of a GenBank genome assembly.